Messenger RNA from Panonychus citri (citrus red mite), 1292 nucleotides. Its product is annotated as transcription initiation factor IIB-like. Gene Ontology annotation, cellular component: nucleus; transcription preinitiation complex. Gene Ontology annotation, molecular function: RNA polymerase II general transcription initiation factor activity; TBP-class protein binding. Gene Ontology annotation, biological process: transcription preinitiation complex assembly; transcription initiation at RNA polymerase II promoter. The transcript is spliced from 2 exons. The record is from RefSeq and is a predicted model, not a curated record. Bases 127 to 1032 code for a protein of 301 amino acids. Lineage: Eukaryota; Metazoa; Arthropoda; Arachnida; Trombidiformes; Tetranychidae.
AAAUCUUAGGCCGAAAUUGUGUUGAUGGUUAUGUCUUUUUAAAUUGUUGUUCUUUUGUUUGGUGAUUUGAUUUGGUUUUUUUUUAUCUUUUUUGUUUAAUAUAAUUUGGAUUUUAGAGUUUGAAUCAUGAAUCGAACUGCUAAGAUUGGAUGUCGAGAGCAUCCUGAUGCUGCUUUAAUUGAAGAUUAUCGAGCUGGUGAUAUGAUUUGUUCGGAAUGUGGUUUAGUUGUUGGUGAUCGUGUUAUUGAUGUUGGUUCUGAGUGGAGAACAUUUUCCAAUGAGAAAGCCAAUGCUGAUCCAUCUCGUGUCGGUGCUGCUGAGAAUCCACUUCUUGGUAGUAAUGAUCUUUCGACUAUUAUUGCAAGAGCCGAACCAAAUGCUUCUGGUGAAGGUCUCAAGUAUUCUAGUAAGAAACAAAUGAGUAGUUCCGAUAGAAGUCUAAUAAGCGGAUUUAAAGAGAUCAAUGAUAUGGCCGAUAAGAUUAAUUUAGCUAAAACUAUAGUCGAACGAGCUCAUCUUUUAUUUAAGCAAGUCCAUGAUUCGAAAGCUACAAAAGGUCGAUCAAAUGAUGCGAUCGCUUCUGCAUGUCUUUAUAUCUCAUGUCGUCAAGAAGGAGUACCUCGUACAUUUAAGGAAAUAUGUGCCGUGUCAAAAGUGUCCAAGAAAGAGAUUGGAAGAUGUUUCAAGUUAAUUUUGAAAGCAUUGGAAACCAAUGUGGAUACAAUUACUACGGGCGAUUUUAUGGUUCGAUUUUGUUCAAAUCUUGGUCUUUCAUCGGCCAUACAAAAAGCGGCUACUCAUAUUGCUCGACGUGCGGUUGAUUUGGAUAUUGUUCCAGGUCGAAGUCCAAUUUCUGUAGCUGCUGCCGCUAUUUAUAUGGCUUGUCAAGAUUCAAAGACUCCAAAAGAAAUAGGAGAUAUAGCGGGUGUAGCUGAAGUAACAAUUCGUCAAAGCUAUAAACUUAUGGCUCCAAGAGCAGCGGAUCUUUUUCCAGCUGAUUUUCCAAUCAAAGAAGUCAAAAUGAGCACUUAAUAGAAACUGUAACUUAAAGAACAAUCCAUAAGAAUCUUAAGAAGCCGAACUGUCACCAAAGGCACUUAAGGCCUAAGCAUUGGCUCAACUCUAUCAGUACCAACAAAAUUCACCAUGAUAAUGAUUACAUAUGAAAACCACAACCCAACUUAUUUAACGCAAUUUGUUAAUUGGUGCAAUUUAACUACAAAUUUGAGUAACCAAAGAGACAAUGUUAAAAUUCAACAAGCAUAAAUUUAUUAUGUUAUUUUUACAUUUGA